AGCCAUACCAUAUCGACGCGAUGAUGGCCCGCAGCGGCGAAUAAAUGCAUCUCUUUUUUAUUACUACCCCUGCCGCGCGUACUGCCUCACGUGUCGUCCUAUAGUGUGCUUGAAUAUUGUGUGUUCAGUGUUGUAGUCAAUGUAGUGUGUUUAGUAUUCAUCUAUCUUUAGCUUGUCUCCAACACGGUGCGUCCUUUCUGUUUGCAUUAAUAAUUCUCAAGGAACCUGUCUGAAAUCACGCUGAUCAAGUGAUCGUUGAUGUCCUUGGAAUAAAUCACAACGCUUAAACUAUUUGGAUAGAAUAAGUCUGUGUCCCAGUUUUGGACGUCUUGUGCGUGUGCCUGGUGUAUUGAUGUGUCAGCAUGGUCGGCUAUUCAGUGAACGCGGCCACGGGAGUCCCGGCUGAGACGGCGCUGGGCUUCAGCAACGAGGCGUACCUGCAGGAUGAUGUGGUGGAGAUGGUCGGUCUCCCGGUGGUCCCCCGCCGCAAUUCAGCGCAGACCAUCGUGCAGCCGCCACAGCUGCCCCCUGUCCCGCCGCGGCAGCGCUACUUCACCACGUCCACUUCGUCGUUCGAGAGUGACACACCCGGCGAGCCGGACUGGCCGGUCCCGGACGCCGGCCCGCCCCCGGGCCGCAGUCUCAGCCUAUCCCUGGACAACGAGAUGACCCUCGUCCACCGCGCCUCCCCCAAAAUCUCCUCCGCCCUCGAUCCCUUAUUCAUCCCCUUCUCCCCCACUCUGGAAGAGUCCCCGGGCGUCCAGAAACUCCCCCCGACCACCGGGACCACGUCCCGCAAGACCUCCACCAUCUCCAACGCCCGCAAGAACAGCCUCAUUAGCCAGAUGUCGGGGACGCCGCUCCCCAGCAGCGGGCGGGAUGCGGAGAGCGGCGGCGGGUAUUCCAACGACGCCUUCCACAGUGAUGAUGAUAAAUCGAUGAGUCUACGGGACGCCGGAAGUUACGACGCCUUUCACGUCCUCCCGGCGCACGUCGACCAUGAACUGCCGCCGGUGGAGAUUGUGGAGGAUGUGUCGACGGCGGCGCGCAUGCCCAAUGAUAUUCCCAUUAUUGACGCGUUGGUGGUGGAGGUCCCGAUUGGGAAGGAGAAGCUGAAGGGGUUGAUCCUGCAGAUAUUUGUCCCGUUCAUCCUGGCCGGGUUCGGGAUGGUGGGCGCGGGGAUCCUGCUGGAUCAGGCCAAUAGUUGGACGGUGUUCGUGGAGAUUAGUGAGAUUCUGAUUAUGGUGCCGGCGCUGCUGGGGUUGAAAGGGAAUCUGGAGAUGACGCUGGCGUCACGACUAUCCACGCAGGUGAAUAUUGGGGGCUUUGAGAGUCCUCGGCGGAAAUGGCGGAUUAUCGGGUGCAAUAUGGCGCUCAACCAGGUCCUGUCGACCGGGGUGGGCUUUUUGGCGUCCAUGUUGGCGGUGAUUAUGUACGCGAUUAAUCACGGCGGGGAGGUGAAGACGAGGAAUGUUAUCUUGAUGGUGGGCACCGCGAUGCUGUCCGCGUGCUCCACCAGUAUCCUUCAAGAUACGGUGAUGAUUAGUACUGUUUUAUUUGCCAAGCGCUUUCGACUGAAUCCCGACAACAUCGCCACACCGGUGGCCGGCACCAUUGGCGACGUGCUGACGCUGAGCAUUUUGGCGGGAUUUAGCUAUCUCUUCUACAGUGCCUUUGAAACGUCGUACUGGCUGGUGGGGCCGGUGGUGGCCAUGUGCUGUCUGGUGUGCCUGGUGCCGUUGUGGGCGUGGCUGGCUGCUAAGGAGCCCACCACGCGGCACGUGCUGGUGCACGGGUGGGUGCCGGUGAUUAUGGCCAUGAUUAUCAGCAGUUGUUCCGGUAUUAUUCUGGAGAAGGUGGUCAGCACCGGCACGUACUUCACCGGCUUGGCCGUCUUCCAGCCUCUUAUCAACGGCGUGGGAGGGAAUUUAGUGUCGGUGCAGAGCAGCCGCAUCGCCACGUACCUGCACCUGGCCUACAAGACACCGGGCCACGUCCCGCCCGGCUACCGCUACUGCGCCAGCCCCUGCAACACCUUCUGCUCGCGCUCCAACGUCAACGCCCGCACCGCCCGACUCCUGCUCAUGUUUGUCGUUCCCGGGCAUCUGGUCUUUCUCUUCGUCGUCACCUUCGCCAAGGACGCCUCCGCGGUCAUCUCGCUGCGCUUCGCCGUCGUCUUCAUCAUUAUGGCCCUCAUCCAGGUGUCCAUGCUGCUCUACCUCUCCGAUGUCCUCACGCAUUUCGCCUGGAAACGUGGAUUAGAUCCGGAUAACCAGACGAUUCCGUAUCUGACGGCGCUGGGCGAUCUGACCGGCACCGGUCUGCUGGCCUUGGCCUACUUUUUACUGUACAUUACGGGCAAGAGCGCCGAGGUUCAUUGAGUUUGAUGACUCUUUUUGUUUUCUUCCUUCCUUCCACCGUUUGAUGGAACAAAUUUUUUUCCCCAUACUGUGCUUUCCGCCGGUGUGAGACCAGAUGUUUUUUGGAAAGCAUGCCAAUUAAUUUCACGGCGUGCGAAAGCGCGCAGCUGUGACAAGUACAGUCGAUGUCGACUGAUGUGUGUGUCGGUGUCCGUGUGUGUUUUAACAGUUUAUUAUUUUUUCAUGUUUUUCCCCGGUGAUGAGGAUGUAUUGCCAAGAAAUA
Molecule: messenger RNA, 2643 nt
Organism: Paramacrobiotus metropolitanus
Lineage: Eukaryota; Metazoa; Tardigrada; Eutardigrada; Parachela; Macrobiotidae
Product: solute carrier family 41 member 1-like
Exons: 7
Coding region: 363-2381 (672 amino acids)
Biological process (GO): monoatomic cation transport
Cellular component (GO): plasma membrane
Molecular function (GO): monoatomic cation transmembrane transporter activity
Source: RefSeq, a predicted model, not a curated record